AUGCAUCCCUAUGCUGCAUUCAUGAAAGGCUUACUCUCUGAGAAGAAGACCUUAAAGGGAGAUGAAACAGUGGUCAUGUCCAAGGAAUCCCUUUGUGAUCUUGGCUCAAAUAUCAAUCUGAUGCCCUUGUCUGUGAUGAAGAAGCUGCAAAUUCAAGAGGCACAGCCUACAAGAAUAGCACUGCAGAUGGCUGAUAAAUCUCUGAGGCAGGCACAUGGGCUAGUCGAGAAUGUCUUAGUCAAGGUUGGAGAGCUUUUCCUUCCUAUAGAUUUUGUGAUACUUGAUAUGGGAGAGGAUGCAAAUGACUCUAUCAUGCUCUGA
This is a messenger RNA of Arachis ipaensis, 321 nucleotides long. RefSeq lists its product as uncharacterized. The record is from RefSeq and is a predicted model, not a curated record. NCBI's taxonomy places the organism in Eukaryota, Viridiplantae, Streptophyta, Magnoliopsida, Fabales, Fabaceae.